GACCACCCUAGCUACCCUGCACUGAUGCACAAUUCGUCCCCUGUAAUCUUCAGAAUCCAUCAGUCACAGAUCGGUGCAGCCAGGGCAGGCCGGCCUGAACCUGAAUCAUCAAAGUGCUCAGUCAAGCUGCGAGGCUGGUACUGAUGAACUGUCUGGCUAAGAGAUAUCUGGUUUCUUCUUCUUUGCUCCGUGGUUUGCUUUCUGCCAUGUUUGGGACUUGAUGUUCUGUUAGGCGUUCAUGCUAAUCUCAGCAGUUGAUUCCCACGAAGUUAAUUGCUUCCACUGGAUUCAGUUGAUUAAUUGGAACAAUUCUAAUGCAAUUUAACUUGUUGAUUGAAAAUCAGCUUGCAGAUCUGUACUGACGAGUGCUCACUUCGUUUGCACGGAGUUGCAAUCUUUUCGCAGCAGUAAGCCAAUAUCAAGACUUGCUGCCUGAGGCGUCGCCGCGCCGGCCGUGUAUAGAUCGAUGGACGCCUUCGGCGGCUGGAGUACGCCAUAUGCAGCAGAGCCAUGCCUGCCUAGCCGCCCGAGCGACGACGGCCUCCUCAGCCCCUUCCUGUGCGCAAGCCUCGACGGCCUUCGGUUCGAUCAUGGCGAUCUCGAUCUGCCCUCGUCGCACCCGAUUCCGAACCUCAUGCACUGCCACGACGGCGCGGGUCAUUCCGACGACGUACCAACAGCCUUCAUGGGCCUGUACUCGACGGACGUGCUGCCGAGCGUCGCCGUCAUCCACGGCGCAGUGGACGACGGCCUCCUUGACACGUUCGCGUACGUCCCGAACGUCGUCGCCGAGGAGCACGCGCGGGCCGCCGUGUCGAACACCGCCUUCUCCGGAUACAGCAGCACCACGGGAGGCAACGGCAACAUCUCCUCCGGCGAGUCCAACACGUACGGCGACGGCCACGAUACGGAGGUGGCGUCGCCGUGCGCCAUGUCGUGGCCAGCGCUGCCUCAGACAACGACCGUGCCUCCCUCGAAGCGGAAGCUGGACAAGUACCCCGCGAUAGCUGCAUCGGCAACAACGGCGGAGAAGGCAGCAGCUGAGCGGCGUGGUGCCAAGCGAGCCGCCGCGACGUCGUCGUCGUCGACCAGAAUCACGUUCGGGGGGCAGGAGCAAGACCACAACCACCAGGCAGCAUCAGGGGCGCCGCUCGGCGGCGGGUACGAGCCGGACGCGGAGGCGAUAGCGCAGGUGAAGGAGAUGAUCUACCGCGCGGCGGCGAUGCGGCCGGUGCACCAGCUCGUCUGCGCGGCCGCCGCCGAGCCAUCCCAGAACAAGCCGCGGCGCAAGAAUGUGCGGAUAUCGAGCGAGCCGCAGACAGUGGCGGCGCGGCUGCGGCGGGAGAGGGUCAGCCAGCGCCUGCGCGUGCUGCAGCUGCUUGUGCCCGGCGGCAGCAGGAUGGACACGGCGUCCAUGCUCGACGAGGCCGCCAGCUACCUCAAGUUCCUCAAGUCGCAGCUCAAGGCGCUGGAAACUGGAAACCCUAGCAGUGGUAGCUACCACAACGGCGGCUCGCUGCAGAAUUACACGGACAGCCUUGGUGGUACCAGUGCUAGCACUGUACUUGCCUUUGGAAGAGAUGGCGCCAUUGGUGGCUACGUAAAAUCCAACAGGAACAUGCAAUUGUAGCGUAGCACCUACGUGUAAUGAUCGAUGCGCCAUUGUGCGAGUGAUAUACGAGACAACCACUGUAGAUU
Molecule: messenger RNA, 1698 nt
Organism: Phragmites australis (common reed)
Lineage: Eukaryota; Viridiplantae; Streptophyta; Magnoliopsida; Poales; Poaceae
Product: transcription factor LATE FLOWERING-like
Exons: 1
Coding region: 467-1630 (387 amino acids)
Biological process (GO): regulation of DNA-templated transcription
Molecular function (GO): DNA-binding transcription factor activity; protein dimerization activity
Source: RefSeq, a predicted model, not a curated record